Molecule: messenger RNA, 1029 nt
Organism: Talaromyces rugulosus
Lineage: Eukaryota; Fungi; Ascomycota; Eurotiomycetes; Eurotiales; Trichocomaceae
Exons: 3
Coding region: 1-1029 (342 amino acids)
Biological process (GO): nucleoside metabolic process
Molecular function (GO): catalytic activity
Source: RefSeq, a predicted model, not a curated record
AUGCCACUGGAUAUGGCUGCAGCAAGGGCCAUGCUUGAUGAGAUUCACGAAGAACUUCCUGUCCAGCUAAACGACCAUAAUGCGUACACUCUGGGGGCAGUCGGAAAGCACAACGUAGUUAUUGCUAGCUUACCAGGUGACGAGUAUGGAACCCCAUCUGCAACGACAGUAGCAAUGCAAUUAUUAUCUAGUUUUCAUUCCAUUCGUUUUGGGUUGAUGGUCGGGACUGGAGGUGGAGUGCCGAACAGUCACGCGGAUAUCCGUUUAGGAGACAUUGUGGUUCUCACUGGUGGGAAUUUUCAGCGCAUUGGAAUGUUGAGCCGACCUUCUCAGAUCCUGCUGACUGCUUCGUCAAAACUACGGGCAAAUCACCUUCUAGAGGGAUCCCGAGUACCGCAGUUCCUAGAAAAUCUGAACGAAAAGUAUUCCAGACAGCCUCUCAACUUCCGUCGACCGGAAGAGGAGGACCGUUUGUUUGAAGCGGCUUACGAUCACGUUCUCUCAACAGGAACAUGUCAGCCUUGUGAUACGAGUAAAAUUGUCUCCCGGCCGGAGCGAGAUUACGACAGCCCUGCAAUUCAUUACGGGCUCAUUGCUUCUGGAAAUAAAGUUAUUCAAGAUGGAAUUCUCAGGGACCGCCUGUCUCAAGAAUUAGGGAUAUACUGUGUUGAUAUGGAAGCAGCUGGGUUAAUAAAUAACUUCCCAUGCCUUGUAGUUCGAGGAAUCUGCAAUUACGCAGACUCUCACAAAAAUGAUGCAUGGAAUGGGUAUACAUCGGCCGCGGCAGCGGCGUACGCCAAAGAUCUUCUUCUGGUAACUACUAUAGCCCAUGCAGAAUCAAAACCGACAACUAGUGAAGGAAUGUCCGACCUAGAGAGAUUGCGAGCUCAAUUGGAAUUUUCUAGAAUUCCUGCCAUUUCCCAAUUUCCGAGGCGUGAGGAUGACCUAGACCAUGUGUGGGAAAUUGAACAUCCACAAGACUUCGCUAUGGGGAAGGUAAAUGCUCUCCGCGGCCUUGGUGAAAGAUAG